Nannospalax galili (Upper Galilee mountains blind mole rat) is the source of this 481-nucleotide messenger RNA. Its product is annotated as complement component C8 gamma chain-like. NCBI's taxonomy places the organism in Eukaryota, Metazoa, Chordata, Mammalia, Rodentia, Spalacidae. Gene Ontology annotation, cellular component: membrane attack complex. Bases 2 to 466 code for a protein of 154 amino acids. Gene Ontology annotation, biological process: complement activation. The transcript has 4 exons. The record is from RefSeq and is a predicted model, not a curated record.
CAUGCUGUCUCCCGGGGCUGUGUUCUUCUUCACCCUGCUCCUGGCAGCGGGUUCGCUGGGCCAGAGGGCUCGAAAGCCCCCAAGGCCUCCAUCCCCCAUCAGCACAAUCCAGGCCCAGGCCAGUUUCAGUGCUCAGCAGUUUGCAGGGACAUGGUUCCUUGUGGCUGUGGGCUCUGCCUGCCACUUCCUGCAGGAACAUGGCUACCAGGCUGAGGCCACUGCAUUGCACACAGCUCCCCAGGGUGCAGCCAUGGCUGUCAGCACCUUCCGCAAGCUAGAUGGGAUCUGCUGGCAGGUGCGCCAGCUCUUUGGAGACACAGGGGUCCCUGGCCGCUUCUUACUGCAAGCCCAAGGGACUAGUGGGCCCGUUCAAGUGGUUGUUGCUGAGACUGACUACCAGAAUUUCGCCAUCCUGUAUCUGGAGCGGGCACGGAAGCUGUCUGUGAAGCUAUAUGGUGCGUGGUAGCCCUGGAUCCACACG